Stereum hirsutum FP-91666 SS1 is the source of this 880-nucleotide messenger RNA. RefSeq names its product glutathione S-transferase-like protein. Lineage: Eukaryota; Fungi; Basidiomycota; Agaricomycetes; Russulales; Stereaceae. Gene Ontology annotation, molecular function: glutathione transferase activity; glutathione binding. Gene Ontology annotation, cellular component: cytoplasm. The record is from RefSeq and is a predicted model, not a curated record. The transcript is spliced from 5 exons. The coding region runs from base 18 to 662 and encodes 214 amino acids.
CUCAUCAGCUCUUCAACAUGGUCCUCAAGCUCUAUGGAAUGCCCGUAUCUACCUGCACCAAGCGUGUAGCCACCGCACUCAAGGAGUUCAACGUUCCAUACGAGCUCGUCGUCGUUGACCUAACCAAGGGCGCGCACAAGGCCCCGUCAUUCACGGAGAUCCAGCCGUUCGGACAGGUUCCCUACAUCGACGACGACGGCUUCAUCCUCUACGAAUCCCGCGCCAUCUGCCGUUACAUCGCAGUCAAGUACGCCGCUCAAGGUCCCCAGCCUCCCCUCCUGCCCCCGACUACCGAUCUCGCAAAGUACGCGAAGUUCGAGCAGGCCGUGAGCAUCGAGAUGCAGAACUUCGAUCCGAGCGCGGCGAAGCUCGUUUUUGAGAAAGUGUUCAAGCCGUUCUUCGGAGGCACGCCGGAUGACGCCGUCGCCGCGGAGCUGCUCAAAACUCUCGAUGCGAAACUCGACGCGUACGAGACGAUCUUGAGCAAGCAGAAGUACUUGGCCGGUGAUGACUACACCCUCGCGGAUCUCUACCACCUCCCCUACGGCUACAUGCUCGCCGCUGCUGGGUCCGAUACUAUGAGCAGAAGACCUAACGUUGGACGCUGGUGGAAGGAUAUCACAUCCCGUCCGGGUUGGUUGGCCGUUCAGGACGGCGCCUGAUCUGGAUCUCCCGACCGGGCCUGUAACUGCGCUCCCUUCUCGAUAAGGGUAGGUGUUGAAUAUGACAUGUCGCAGCGGGUAUUCGAGUGUGAGUGCGAGGGUGUGAGGGAGUACGAUGUGCGGAAAGGCGAUGUAAGAUGCGUCGAAUAGAAUUUUGAAGUGAAGUGUUUUCUAGUCGCGUGUGGGCCCGUCGUCUGCGUCUAUAUGGUCGGCGCUCG